AUGCCCCCAAAAGUUCCAUCCAACGCCACCUUCAAAAAUAAGGAAAAGCCUCAAGAGGUCCGUAAGGCAAACAUUAUCGCAGCUAGAGCAGUCUCAGACGCCAUUCGUACCUCGUUAGGACCCAAAGGUAUGGAUAAGAUGAUCAAGACUGCUCGUGGAGAGAUCAUCAUCUCCAAUGACGGACACACUAUUUUGAAACAGAUGGCGAUCUUACAUCCCGUCGCUAAGAUGCUGGUGGAGGUCUCUGCCGCACAAGACGCUGAAGCAGGUGAUGGGACCACUUCUGUGGUCAUUUUAACAGGUGCCCUCUUGGGUGCUGCUGAUAGACUGUUGAAUAUGGGGAUCCAUCCUACCAUUAUCGCUGAAUCGUUCCAGAGAGCCGCUAAGAGGUCCGUAGAUAUCUUGUUGGAAAUGUCCCACAGAAUAUCUUUGAAUGAUAGAGAAGACUUGAUUAGAGCCGCCACUACAUCUUUGAGUUCUAAGAUUGUUUCACAAUAUUCACAAUUUUUGGCACCAUUGGCUGUGGAAUCAGUCUUAAGAAUCGCCAAUGAGGACUCUACUAAUGUGGAUUUGAAUGAUAUUAGAUUAAUUAAGAAGGUCGGUGGGACCAUCGAUGACACUGAAAUGAUUGAUGGUGUAGUGUUGACACAAACUGCUGUGAAGACUGCAGGUGGUCCAACUAGAAAGGAAAAGGCUAAGAUUGCAUUGAUACAAUUCCAAAUUUCACCUCCAAAACCAGAUACAGAAAAUAACAUUGUUGUUAGUGAUUAUAGACAAAUGGAUAGAAUUUUGAAAGAAGAAAGAGCAUACCUUUUAAACAUUUGUAAAAAGAUUAAGAAGGCUAAGUGUAACGUUUUAUUGAUUCAAAAAUCUAUAUUAAGAGACGCCGUUAAUGAUUUAGCACUACAUUUCCUAUCGAAACUAAAUAUUAUGGUGGUGAAGGAUAUUGAAAGAGAGGAGAUUGAAUUCUUAUCCAAGAGUUUAGGUUGUAAACCAAUCGCAGAUCUAGAAUUAUUCACUGAAGAUAGAUUAGGUUCUGCUGAUUUAGUAGAAGAAAUUGAUAGUGAUGGUUCUAAAAUUGUAAAAUUGACAGGUAUAAAGAGUAAUAAUGCUAAACCAACCGUUUCGGUCAUUAUUCGUGGUGCUAAUAAUAUGAUUCUUGAUGAAACUGACCGUUCUCUACAUGAUGCUCUAUGUGUCAUUCGUUGUUUAGUUAAAGAAAGAGGUUUAAUUGCAGGUGGUGGUGCGCCAGAAAUUGAAGUGGCUCGUAGAUUGACCAAAGAAGCGCGUGCAAUGGAAGGUGUAGAAUCAUUCGUCUGGCAAGAAUUCGCUAACGCCUUGGAGGUUAUCCCAACCACUUUGGCCGAAAAUGCUGGUUUAAAUAGUAUCAAAGUAGUGACCGAGUUACGUUCUCGCCAUGAGAGUGGAGAAUUGAACGAUGGUAUCUCUGUGAGAAGAUCAGGUACAACAAAUACAUUCGAUGAGCAUAUCCUACAACCAGUAUUAGUGAGUACUAGUGCAAUCACUUUGGCAUCCGAAUGUGUCAAAUCCAUUUUACGUAUUGAUGAUAUCACUUUCAGUCGUUAA
Naumovozyma castellii is the source of this 1587-nucleotide messenger RNA. RefSeq names its product chaperonin-containing T-complex subunit CCT4 (gene CCT4). NCBI's taxonomy places the organism in Eukaryota, Fungi, Ascomycota, Saccharomycetes, Saccharomycetales, Saccharomycetaceae. Bases 1 to 1587 code for a protein of 528 amino acids. The record is from RefSeq and is a predicted model, not a curated record. The transcript has a single exon.